Theobroma cacao (cacao) is the source of this 846-nucleotide messenger RNA. Its product is annotated as protein LURP-one-related 10-like. NCBI's taxonomy places the organism in Eukaryota, Viridiplantae, Streptophyta, Magnoliopsida, Malvales, Malvaceae. The record is from RefSeq and is a predicted model, not a curated record.
AAAUUUACCCCCAAAUACCAAAAAACACGAAAAAAAACAUUCCAAGUUGUCUCUCAAAUUUCUUGUUGUUUUUCCUGUUAAGUGUAAAAUGAACCCAAUGGCAGCCUUAGGAGGAAUCCUGCCACUGCCAGCACCAGCCAACGCCUAUACGCCGCCGACAAACCCCAUUGUGGUGAUUGGGGAACAGUUCCUUGCCCCAUAUCCCGUGGAACUUAAAAUACAACAGAAAAUAUUUACACUUGCAGAAAAUAACUUUGAUGUUACCGACGUUAAUGGCAGCCUUAUUUUCAAGGUUAAAGGUAAAUUAUUCAGCAUUCGUGAUCGUCGCAUCCUGCUUGAUGCCGUUGGAAAUCCUCUCGUCUCUCUCAAACAGAAGAUAUUGACUGUGCAUAGGAGAUGGCAAGUUUUUAGAGGAGAAAGCAACAGCUCCGAUGAUUUGCUUUUCAGUGUGAAGAAAUCGUCUUUCCUCCAAUUGAAGACAACAUUAGACGUUUUCUUGGCUUCCAACACUAGUGAAUCAGUGCCUGAUUUCAGGAUCAAAGGCGGCUGGCAUGAGAGCGGAUGCACCAUCUAUGCUGGAGAGACCAUAAUUGCACAGAUGCAUAGAAAACACAGCUUGCAAACCGUGGUAUUCGACACAGACAAUUUUGGAGUGACUGCAUGCCCUAAUGUUGAUUACGCAUUUAUUGUUACUCUGGUGGUGAUUCUGGAUGAAAUCAAUGCCGAUCGUAGUGGUGACGACUGAACAUAAACUCCCUAAUCCUUAUCAUGUUACACCACUCUGCUUUCUCCCGUUGAGUUUGAGUGCAAACUUGCUGAUGUACCCACAUAUCAUUGUCUUUUAAC